Neltuma alba is the source of this 1389-nucleotide messenger RNA. Its product is annotated as UDP-glucosyl transferase 73B2-like. NCBI's taxonomy places the organism in Eukaryota, Viridiplantae, Streptophyta, Magnoliopsida, Fabales, Fabaceae. The transcript has 2 exons. The coding region runs from base 1 to 1389 and encodes 462 amino acids. Gene Ontology annotation, molecular function: UDP-glucosyltransferase activity. The record is from RefSeq and is a predicted model, not a curated record.
AUGGAAGCUCAUUCCCCUCCUUUGAAAAUUUACUUCGUACCCUUCGUGGCUGCCAGUCACAUUGUUUCACUCUUCGAACUCUGUCGUCUAUUCGCCUCACGUGGCCUGCACGUGGCCAUCCUCACCACUCCUUCCACCACCCGCUUCCUUCACAAUUCCUUGCUCAAGGCUCACGCUGCUGGCCUUCGAAUACAUGUCCACAACCUCAAGUUCCCUUCCCAGGAGGUUGGUCUCCCUGACGGCGUCGAGAAUCUCAUCGGCGUCGAGGACUUCGACGUUGCCGCCAAAGUGUACCAGGGAAUGCGCCUCCUCCGCCAUCAAAUGGAGCAGUUCAUGGAGCCAAACCCGCCCGACUGCAUCGUCGGCGACAUUUUUCACCCUUGGACCUCUGACUUCGCGAACCGAUUGGGAGUCCCACGGUUGUUGUUCGAUGGAUCCGGCUUGUUUGCCGCCUACUACAUCCAAACUACGAACGGAGUAACCACCAUGAUGGAAUCGUUCAGAGACUCGGAACUGAAGUGCUAUGGCCGUAUCGUCAACAGCUUUGCAGAGCUCGAAGAGGAAUACAUUGAGCACUACCGGAAAACCAUGGGGAAAGCAGUCUGGCACGUGGGCCCCACUACCCUCCUAAACAGGUCAUCGGAGGACAAGGCGGAGAGGAACUUGGAGGCGGUGGUGAGCGAGGACGAGAUCCUGAGUUGGCUCAACUCGAAGCCACCAAACUCGGUGCUUUACGUCUGCUUCGGAAGCGCAGCCUACUUCACCGACGAACAGUUGCUCGAAAUAGCGAGUGCGAUGGAAUCCUCCGGCCACAAGUUCAUCUGGGUGGUUCACAGGAAAGACCGAACGGAGAGCGAAACUGAGGAAGACAGGCAGAAAUGGAUGCCGAGGGAGUUCGAAGAAAGAAUGAGGCGGGAAGACAGGGGAAUGGUCAUACGUGGAUGGGCCCCACAAACACUGAUACUGGACCACGCCGCCAUCGGAGGGUUCAUGACACACUGCGGGUGGAACUCGCUGAUGGAGGGGAUCUGUGCCGGAGUUCCGAUGAUUACGUGGCCGUUGCACAGCGAGCAGUUUUUCAAUGAGAAGCUUAUAACGCAGGUGCAUAGGAUUGGGGUGGAGGUGGGGGCAGAUAAUUGCGUCAUGAUCAUGGAGCAUGCCACGAAGAAUCUAGUGAAACGGCACAGCAUAGAGAGCGCUGUAAGGAAGUUAAUGGACGAUGGGGAUGAAACGGUGAAAAUGAGGAGGCGCGUUAGGGAGCUGGCAGAGAAGGCAAAGGCAGCAAUAGAAGAAGAUGGUGGGUCCUCACAAAUGAAUCUGACGGCUCUGAUUGAAGAUCUUCAAAGGCUGAAGUCUAUGAGAACAAAGGCUCGGAUUGAUCAUGAAUAG